UGAGAUUUUGCCAUCUAGAUUUAGAUGCAUAUUACGUGAUAAAGACGAUCGAUGUGAUCGUCCGCGUGUCCUGUUCACACGUUUAAGAUAAAUUUAUCGUCACGACCACGCGACAAUGACGGACGGAACCGGGAACGAGGAUUCUGCAGUUUUUAAUUCUAUAUCCGAUCCAGGUAAGGCAAAUGCUGCUUCAGCAGGUCCUGUAGUUCUAUAUUCAACUGCACAAGCAUGGCGAGCUCAAUUCUAUCGCAGUCUGACACGUACCAGUUACUCGGAAUCGUCGGACGAAGAGGAAGAUCUGUCUCAAUAUCAAUUCGAAGAUGAUCUCGAAUAUCUUAGAUCUCUUGAUCCAAGAGACUGGAAGGAUCAGGACCAUUACGCUGUUCUAGGCUUGAAAAAUCUUAGGCAUAGAGCAACAGAGGAUAUUAUUAAAAGAGCUUAUAAACAAAAAAUAUUAAAACAUCAUCCCGAUAAACGGAAGGCAAUGGGUGAAGAAAUUCGACCAGAUGACGAUUACUUUACAUGUAUAACUCGCGCCUGGGAGACCCUUGGAAGUCAAGCAAAGAGACGAAGUUACGACAGUGUAGAUCCCUACUUUAACGACAAUUUACCAGAUGAGAAAGACUGUCGAAACAAUUUCUACCAAGUACUGGGUAAAGCCUUCAAAGAGAACUCACGAUGGUCCGUAAAGAAGCCGGUACCGCAUUUGGGUGGACCAUUUAUGCAGCGAGAAAAAGUAGAGGAAUUCUACUCGUUUUGGUACGACUUUGAUUCCUGGCGUGAAUACUCGUAUCUCGAUGAAGAAGACAAAGAAAGUGGUCAAGAUCGGGACAUGCGCAAAUGGAUUGAGAAGAAGAACAAAGCUACGAGAGCUAAACGAAAAAAAGAAGAGAUGACGCGAAUACGAACUUUAGUGGAUAUGGCUUACAAUAUAGAUCCUAGAAUAAAGAAGUUCCAGCAAGAAGAUAAGGAUAAAAAGAACGCCGCAAAGAGAGCGAAGCAGGAAGCGGCAAAAGCCAGACAGCAGGAGGAAGAGAGAAUAGCCCGAGAUGCGGCGGAAAAGGAAAGAUUGGAGAAGGAAAAGAAGGAAUCUGAAGAAAGAGCAAGACAGGAAGCGCUAAAACAGGAACGCGAGAUGCAAAAAAAGGCAUUACGCAAGGAAAGAAAAGCGCUCAGAGAUUUCUGCAAAGCAAACAAUUAUUUUGCUCAGAAUUCAGCAGAGAGUCUCCGGCAUAUGGAAAGCGUAGAGAAAAUUUGCGAGCUGUUUAAGCUAGUACAGCUGGAGGAAGCGAUGAAGAAAUUGCAGACCGACGGUAGGAACGCGUUUCUAUGUAUCAUUGAAGAAGCAGAAAGGAGAAUUGAGGCUGAGCGCCGUGUAAAUGUGAUUAAUAACGAUGCAAAAAACAUACCCGAGAAACAGACCAAAACUUGCACCGCACCCUGGAGCGAGAACGACUUGCAACUUUUGAUAAAAGCGGUCAAUCUGUUUCCUGCCGGGACCAAUCAACGUUGGGAAGUGGUUGCGAAUUUCAUUAAUCAACACAGCGGUUCUACUACCGGAGUUACACGCGACGCCAAGGAAGUCCUGGCGAAGGCCAAGAGUCUGCAAUCGACCGACUUCAGCAAAUCGAGUUUGAAAGAGCAAGCCAAUAAAAAGGCCUUCGACAAUUUCAUUGCCGAGAAGAAGAGCAAGGAUGCGGUCGAGGAAAGAAUGCCAGCUGUUACGGAACGCUUGGAUCAUCCAAUCUCGAAUGGCGUCGCUGCUGAACCUAAAGAGGCAAAAAAAGAAUCAACGCCAUGGACACCGGGCGAACAAAAACUUCUUGAGCAAGCUCUGAAAACCUAUCCCACCACAGUCUCGGACAGAUGGGAUCAGAUCGCUGCAUGUAUACCGACUAGGACGAAAAAGGAAUGCAUGAGAAGAUACAAGGAAUUGGUGGAGCUUGUGAAAGCGAAAAAGGCAGCGCAAGUAGCGAAAUAAUAUUAAUUGCACGCUAAGCUCGAAAUUUUUCUCUAACUUAUUGAACUCUAGUUAAACAAGCAAUUUCGAUUAAGCGGCGAUUAAGUCGUUCCUCAAGAUAAGGAGGGAUUUCCGAGAAUUGUAAUCGAAAUUUAAGACUGGACGAUGAGAACCUUAGCUUACUCAUUGAAUACCAGUUCGCGUGUAUACCUGUGCCUUGCUACAGCCGAUACGUGCAUGUGCCGAUAGCUGCACGGCAUACACAGAAAUUUGACAUGUUUUGUUGGAUGAAUUCUGCAGCACGUUUUAAUUCCUACGCGCUGAACUUGUAACGUACCUUUGACAAAUCGUGCUGCUGCUGUCAAUCAUUUUAUUUCCAUGGAUAUAACUUAUGACUUGGGAGGAUCUCUUGUGUACAGCUUCCAUUUUGCAAUAUAAAUCUUCGUGAGCGAUCUAUACUUCGUGUUGUAAGUACUGUAAAAUAAAGAGAAACUGAUACAA
This is a messenger RNA of Cataglyphis hispanica, 2461 nucleotides long. Its product is annotated as dnaJ homolog subfamily C member 2. Gene Ontology annotation, cellular component: cytosol. The record is from RefSeq and is a predicted model, not a curated record. The coding region runs from base 116 to 1981 and encodes 621 amino acids. Lineage: Eukaryota; Metazoa; Arthropoda; Insecta; Hymenoptera; Formicidae. Gene Ontology annotation, molecular function: Hsp70 protein binding; ribosome binding. The transcript is spliced from 5 exons. Gene Ontology annotation, biological process: regulation of translational fidelity; 'de novo' cotranslational protein folding.